AUGGGCCGCGUUGGAUGCAGACUUGCAGUGUUUACAGUCGCUAUUCUGAUAACUCUCACUAAUGCUAUCAAGGUGAAUCCUCUGCCCGCACCUCAAUCAACAACAUGGGGCUCAUCGGGACCGAUAGCAGUCGGGACGGAUCUGAUGCUAAAUACACAGUCGGAACAAAUCAUCACUGAUGCCUGGAACCGAUCUUGGACUACUAUCAGUACUUUAAAGUGGGUGCCUGCGGCAAUUGAAGCUCCUAUUCCCAAGUUCCAACCUUUUCCGACCGACGCGCCCUCGUCCAGAGUUAAACGGUGGAACUCAAGUCUCAGUCAGGUUGAUCUUACCAUUGCCGACUGUGCGGCUGAUUUGCAGCAUGGUGUCGAUGAGUCGUACACAGUCGACAUAAUUCAAUCUACGCAAGCCGUCAACAUAACGGCGAAGACAGUCUGGGGUGCUCUUCACGCAUUCACGACCUUGCAGCAACUCAUCAUCUCGGAUGGAAAUGGAGGUCUCAUGGUCGAAAACCCAGUCUCGAUUAUCGACCAUCCCAACUACCCAUAUCGAGGUGCCAUGAUUGACACGGGGCGUAACUUUAUCAGUCUACCAAAAAUCCGUGAGCAGAUCGAUGGAAUGGCGCUGUCCAAGAUGAACGUGCUUCACUGGCACAUGGCCGAUGCGCAGUCAUGGCCCGUUCAAAUGCAAGUCUAUCCGCAAAUGACACAAGGGGCAUACUCGCCACAGAGUACUUACUCGCAAAAUGACAUCCGAGAUCUUAUCGCCUAUGCUCGUGCUCGUGGUGUACGUAUCAUUCCGGAGAUCGACAUGCCAGGUCAUGCGUCUCAAGGCUGGACUUCGGUCGAUCCUAGUAUUUUGGCUUGCGCAGAUUCCUGGUGGUCGAACGACGACUGGGCCUUACAUACGGCGGUGGAACCGAAUCCAGGACAACUUGAUAUCCUGAACAACAAGACAUAUGAGGUGAUCAAAAACGUUUACGGGGAGCUCGCCGGGCUGUUCAGUGACGACAUCUUCCACGUCGGAGCCGACGAACUUCAAACAGGCUGUUACAACUUCAGCACAGCUGUGCAACAGUAUUUCGCUCACAACAAAUCAAGAACUUACGACGACCUAGUUCAAGUUUGGGUCGAUCGAGCAAUCCCGACCUUUAGAUCAGCCGCGAACAAGACGUUGAUGAUGUGGGAGGAUAUUCUUAUUGCGACACCUCAUGCCCACACUGUCCCCAAAAAUAUCAUCCUGCAAACUUGGAACAAUGGGCUCGAAAACAUCAAGAACUUGACCUCACAAGGAUAUGACAUCGUGGUCUCUUCGGCUGACUUCUUCUAUCUCGACUGUGGUUUUGGUGGGUGGGUAUCCAACGAUCCUCGAUACAAUGAAAUGGCCAAUCCAAAUGCUUCAGUCCCAACUUUCAACUACGGAGGCAAUGGAGGUUCAUGGUGCGCACCUUACAAGAGCUGGCAACGUAUCUACGAUUACGACUUCACAUUGAACCUCACAGCCCAGGAGAAAACCCAUGUCCUUGGAACUGAAGUACCACUCUGGUCCGAGCAAGUCGACGAUACCGUCAUCUCGUCAAAGAUGUGGCCUCGCGCCGCUGCUAUGGCUGAGCUUGCCUGGUCCGGUAACAAAGAUCCCAAGACGGGCAUUAAACGCACCACCCAGUUGACGCAGCGAAUCCUGAAUUUCCGCGAGUAUCUGGUGGCAAAUGGUAUUCAAGCUGCACCUCUGGUGCCCAAAUACUGCCUCCAGCAUCCACAUGCAUGCGAUCUUUACUACAAUCAAACCGCGCUCGCCACGUAUGCAACGACCCAGUGA
Messenger RNA from Exophiala xenobiotica, 1818 nucleotides. RefSeq lists its product as uncharacterized. Gene Ontology annotation, cellular component: membrane. Bases 1 to 1818 code for a protein of 605 amino acids. Lineage: Eukaryota; Fungi; Ascomycota; Eurotiomycetes; Chaetothyriales; Herpotrichiellaceae. The transcript has 2 exons. Gene Ontology annotation, molecular function: beta-N-acetylhexosaminidase activity. Gene Ontology annotation, biological process: carbohydrate metabolic process; glycosaminoglycan metabolic process. The record is from RefSeq and is a predicted model, not a curated record.